Lasiodiplodia theobromae is the source of this 1059-nucleotide messenger RNA. Its product is annotated as NADP-dependent leukotriene b4 12-hydroxydehydrogenase. The record is from RefSeq and is a predicted model, not a curated record. Bases 1 to 1059 code for a protein of 352 amino acids. The transcript is spliced from 2 exons. Gene Ontology annotation, molecular function: oxidoreductase activity, acting on the CH-CH group of donors, NAD or NADP as acceptor. NCBI's taxonomy places the organism in Eukaryota, Fungi, Ascomycota, Dothideomycetes, Botryosphaeriales, Botryosphaeriaceae.
AUGGUCCAGAACAAGAGCUUCAUCUUCAAGAACCCGCCCGUUGGCGUCCCCAAGGUCGGCCUUGACCUCACCAUCGAGGACCUUGGCUUCGACCAGGACGCCGCUCCCCCGGCUGGCGGCAUCACGCUCAAGAACUACUAUGCCUCCCUGGAUCCCUACCAGCGUGCCCGCAUGAGGGACCCCAAGAUCAAGUCCUACUUCCCCGCCUUCCAGCUCGACCAGCCCAUCGACAACAACGUCGUCGCCAAGGUCCUGAAGAGCGACAACGAGAAGUUCAAGCCUGGUGACAUCGUCGUCGGCAUGAUCCCCAUCCAGGAGUACAGCGCGCUCUCCGCCCAGCAGGCCCAGUCCGUCCGCCUCAUCCAGAACAGCCACAACCUCCACGCCUCCAACUUCCUUGGCCCGCUCGGCAUGCCCGGCCUGACCGCCUUCAGCUCCUUCUACGAGAUCGGCCAGCCCAAGAAGGGCGAGACCAUCUUCAUCUCCGCCGCCAGCGGUGCCGUCGGCCAGAUUGUCGGCCAGCUGGCCAAGCUCGAGGGCCUGACCGUCAUUGGCAGCGUCGGUGACGACAAGAAGCUCGAUUUCAUCACCAACGAGCUCAAGUUCGAUGCUGGCUUCAACUACAAGAAGGAGAAGCCUUCCGAUGCUCUCACCCGCCUGGCUCCUCAGGGUAUCGACAUCUACUACGAGAACGUUGGCGGUGAGACCCUCGAGGCCGCCAUUAAUGCCAUGAACAACCGUGGCAGGAUCAUCGCCUGUGGCAUGAUCUCGCAGUACAACCUGCAGCCGCACGAGCGCUACGGCGUCAGCAACCUGUUCCACAUCGUCAGCAAGCGCAUCACCAUGCGCGGCUUCAUCGUCAGCGACCCGGAAAUGGGCCCCAAGUACGCCGUCGACCACCAGAAGAAGCUGCAGCAGUGGAUCGCCGACGGCUCCUUCAAGGUCAAGCUGCACGUCGACGUCGGCAUCGACGCCGCUCCCGACGCCUUCCUCGGCAUGCUGUCGGGCAAGAACUUUGGCAAGGCUGUGCUGCAGAUUGCUGAUAUUGACAAGGAGUAA